AUGGUUCCCCUCAGAGGUAUGCGGUUGCCUCUUUUGUUAUUGCUGCUGAACACAACAUUUGGCUCGGCAUACCACUGGUUCAACUGGCAGUAUGAGGUCGGCUGCCAGUCUGAUACAUUUAUUGCUCCGGCGGAUGAAGCCGAGGUUGUCAGAUUUUUGAAAGAGGAGUUCCCUGAGCAGUCCCACAUCAAGGUCGUUGGAAAUGGCCACGGCUUUGGAAACUUGACGACCUGCAUCAACAAGGGCGCCACAAACAGAACCUCUCACAUUGUCAGCCUUGCAAACUUGAAAAAGCUUCAGAUCAACAAGGACAUGACCGUCACCGUCGGUGCUGGCUGGGAUGUCUAUGAUCUGGUAAAUGAGCUGAAAAACCACAACCUCUCCUUCGACUACCUCGGCGCCAUGCGCGUCCAGAACAUUGUCGGUGCUAUCAGUACUGGUACUCACGGCACUGGACAGGAGAUCACCAACAUGGCAACGCAGGUCGUUGCCCUCCGUGUUGUGGAUGCCCGCGGCAAUCUCAAGUCGAUCAAUGAAUACAGCAACCCUGAAGAGCUGAAGGCUUUCCGGGUUAAUCUUGGUGCCCUUGGUCUGAUCACCGAGGUUACCCUCAAGGUUCAACCGACCCACUUCUUGAAGAAGACCACCAAGGUGCUGAAUGCUACCACCGACUAUAAUCAGCUUUACACUGAAAUCGCGGACCUGUAUAAGGAGCAUGACCGCAUGACUGUCUGGGGUCCUCACUUCAAUUGGGAUGCUGAAGCUGAGGACUGGAUAAUUGAACCUACUUUCUUUGCCAGCUGGUGGGAACAAACCAACUACACUGGUACCGGCAACUGCACUCUCAACUACUGUGCCAAUGGUUGUGGUGACUGCAUCAAAGACUAUAUUUGCUAUGAUGAGACGAGUGAUGCAGUAUCCGCCCCUCCUCAGGGUAUCUGCUCAAGCCAAUUUUACGCUGAGAUUGAACACUUCUUCCCAAUGGAGCACUUCGUGGAUGCCGCUGUUAACUACACCAAGUUCCAGCAGGCGCAGACCCCAAGAAUGAAGGGCUUCGAGAACCAAAAGAUGAUCUUCCAGCUCCGUGCUCUCAAGGGCGAUGAUUCAUAUAUGUCUCCUGCAAAUACAUAUAACCUUGACUCGGACAGCAGCGGUGUCUUUGGCAUUCUUGAGAUUGACUGGAUACAAUCUGUAAACCAUUGGGACACGUUAUACAAUAACCAGGAAUUUGCCUAUGAGUUCCAGGAGGAGUUUGGUGCCUUGUACAAUGCUCGCUCCCAUUGGAACAAGAUGUCGCCCAACGACCCCAAACACACGUUGUCUGUCUUCCCCAAGCUGCCUCAGUUCCUGCAGAUCCAGGAGCGUCAGGAUCCUAACUGUCAAUUCGUGAAUGAGUUCUUAGUGAAUCAGCUCGGUAUUGACCGUUGUCGGGCUGCACUCAAUCUAUAG
Messenger RNA from Aspergillus tanneri, 1449 nucleotides. RefSeq lists its product as uncharacterized. Bases 1 to 1449 code for a protein of 482 amino acids. The transcript has a single exon. Lineage: Eukaryota; Fungi; Ascomycota; Eurotiomycetes; Eurotiales; Aspergillaceae. Gene Ontology annotation, cellular component: membrane. The record is from RefSeq and is a predicted model, not a curated record. Gene Ontology annotation, molecular function: FAD binding; D-arabinono-1,4-lactone oxidase activity.